AUGUUUUCAUCUUUGGCUCUUUUUCACUCAUUGCCGUGUCCAGAGAGAAAUAAUUGUAAUCGUCUAUCAUGUAUAUUCUCUCAUAGCCUAGAUCUACCUUCUCAUCAUUCGCUGAACAUCACCGUACAGAAAGCUCAGCCCCUCCUACAGACGUCAUCUGCCGACGUCGUACCUCAUGCCGCAGUGCCCUCAAAGCGACCCUUUCAUAACAUAGCACAGGGUCCGUCAUCCAGUAGCAAUGUGGCCCCAAGCGGUCCCCCAACACAACGUCUCAGAGUCGGCACUGCACAGAAGCCAGUUGCCGUCUCUGCCGCUUCGCAUACUAGUACCGGCGUACCGAUUAUUAGAAUUAAUGCUGCACAAUCUCAAGUCGCCCUCCCAGUUCGUCAAGCAAUGCUGAAGACACUGUAUGAGCACUUUGUCGUCCUUUACGACACUAUACUGCCCUUAAACCCGACCCUUGCCUCUGAGCAUGCCCUUCGUCAAGAGGAACAAGUCUAUACCAAGUCCACUAAGUUGACAUAUCGCAACGCUGUCAUAAAUUCAAUAGCAGCUUUGAAGCGACGUCCAAUACCUGCGUCUAUAUCACAUCCUUCUGUUGGAACUGAGGAAGAUUUAGCGACUCGCGCAGAAUCCAGGAAAAAAUUAAAUGACCUCCAGGUAACUCGACUCCUUCUCAAACCAAUCGUCAUGUCUUUGGCGGCCAUGCAAACGUGGGGCUUUAUUACCGAAGUGCCUGAAGGGCUUGGAGGCGAUCAGCCGGGUGCUGAAGGCAAAAUCACUCAAUGCGAACGGUGUACCCAGUCAUACAUGGUCAAAAACAAUCCCAUAGCAGAAGAAUGUCAAUAUCACUGGGGAAGGCUCUUCACGCACAAAGUCAAUGGCGAGCGUAUGCGUUCCUAUUCUUGCUGCCAGAAGCCAGCGGAGGAAGGCGGGUGUACCAGAGGCCACCAUGUCUUUUACGAGUCUAAAGCAGAAGAUUUGCACUCACGUCAUGCAUUCUCAUUUACACGCCCAUCAGUCGCUGAUACGGAGACGGAUACAGCCUUAGAUGUCGUGGCCUUAGACUGCGAGAUGAUUUACACAACUGGAGGUCUGCGCGUCGCCCGUGUUUCGGUUGUCGAUGGUUCCGGGAAACAAGUUUUCGAUGAGCUAGUAAGAAUGGAUGACGGGGUUGAAGUCAACUAUAACACACGAUUCUCAGGCGUUACCCAGGAAGAGCAUGCGCAGGCUAUGCUCUCAUUAUCUUCUAUACGCAAGUCCCUUGACGCAUUCAUUAACCGCGAUACCAUCGUCAUCGGUCACGCCCUUCACAACGAUCUUAACACACUUCGGAUAAUCCACCACCAAUGUGUCGAUACAGCUAUUAUCUUCCCUCAUCGCGCAGGUCCUCCAUAUCGACGUUCUUUGAGGGAUUUGGCGAAAGAACACCUCGGUCUCACAAUCCAGGCUGGUGGAGGAACAAGCGGUCAUUCUUCAGUGGAGGACUCUAUAGCAACACUUGAUCUUGUGAGGUGGUAUAUCCUGAACAAGCUAAAACCGACUGGAAAGAUAUAG
This is a messenger RNA of Suillus subaureus, 1557 nucleotides long. Its product is annotated as ribonuclease H-like protein. The transcript is spliced from 6 exons. NCBI's taxonomy places the organism in Eukaryota, Fungi, Basidiomycota, Agaricomycetes, Boletales, Suillaceae. Gene Ontology annotation, molecular function: exonuclease activity; nucleic acid binding. The record is from RefSeq and is a predicted model, not a curated record. The coding region runs from base 1 to 1557 and encodes 518 amino acids. Gene Ontology annotation, cellular component: nucleus.